CUGACACACCAACGCGCACAGUAGGGGAGGAGGGCGCUGCUCAAAAGUCUAUCUCGCGAGAGUACGUGGGAUUGCGUGAUUUUGAUGGAUAUGGCGAAAUUGGUGCAGCGAUGGGUACAUUUGCGUAUUUAGCGGACGAACUGUACGAGAAAACAAGGAAAAACAUUGGCAAGCUCUGAAUGGUUAUGGCUGCGCAACUGUUAUCUCCACUUCUACAAUGAAGACUCCGACAUCAUCUGUUGCAGAGCCUAUCUGAAAUUCUGUCAUAAAAAACAUUGUCAGAAGUAGGAUUAUUUAACAAUAUCAUGAAUCUCCAUCAAGUCCUUACUGGAGCUGUAAAUCCAGGCGAUAACUGCUUUGCUGUGGGCAGUAUCAACGAUCAGCCUUUCACGGCUUAUGCAUCAGGAUGUGAUAUUGUCAUUCUAGGCAGUAACUUUGAAAGACUACAAAUUAUUCCUGGGGCGAAAAAUGGAAAUAUUCAAGUUGGAUGUGUGGAUUGCUCUGUUCAACAGGGCAAGAUUGCAGCCUCUUAUGGAAAUGUUGUGUGUGUUUUUGAGCCUGUCCAGAUAGUAAAUCAGAGGAAUAAGCACACUUCAAAAUGUAAGUACCAGUGGCAGAAAAGUGAUCAGUUUGUUUUGCAGUCCAUAGCACAUAAUCUAACUUGGGAUCCUACAGGAUCACGUCUUCUGACUGGUUCUACGUGUAUACAACUCUGGUCCAAUGUUAAACCAAAAGGAGGUUUUGAAGAAAAAUCUGAAGAGGACAUGAGCAUAGGUUGUAGCCUUGGUGACUGGAAAUGUAUUUGGCAUAGCAAAACCUCAUCUCCAGUACAUCUUAUGAAAUUUUCUCCGGAUGGGGAGUUUUUUGCCACAGCAGGAAAGGAUGACUGCCUUGUGAAAGUAUGGUAUAGCACAAGUAACUGGCAGACUGCAAGGAUGCCCCUGGUUAAUCUUACAGAAAGAACAAUGCAAAGUGAGGCUGACUACUCGUUUGUGUAUCUUGCUCACCCACGCACAGUUACAAGCUUUGCAUGGAGGAAAACAAGUAAAUAUAUGCCAAGGGGUUCUGUUUGUAAUGUCUUGCUAACAUGUUGCAAAGAUAAUGUGUGUCGUCUUUGGACGGAGACUCUUUUACCUAAUGAUAGCUUAUUGUCUGGAGUUUGCCACAAUCACAGUACUGAGUCUGUGACUUCAACUACUGAUCAUAGUAGGCAAGUUACAAGCAAAGACCAAGUACAGGACACCUUAGAGCUAAACCUAAAUCAGCUUCAUAAAGGAAGGAGGAGAGCAGCUGGUUUAGUUGCACAUAUGGGAUAUUUGCCUCAUCAGCGAGAUACUCAUGAGGUACACAGGAACAGCUCAGCUCUGCACGCAAAUGCACUAUGUCACUUUCAUAUUGCUGCCAGCAUCAACCCUGCAACAGACAUUCCGUUACUUCCUUCUAUAUCUUCACUGAGUCAAGAUGAUGAAAAUGAACUGACCAGUCCCUUUGUUGUACACUGGCUGAACAACAAAGAAUUGCACUUUACUUUGUCCAUGGAAGUAUUUUUACAGCAGCUGAGAAGAAGCCUAGACCAUCAGUCUCCAGAAACCAGCACUGAAGAACAAUGUGAGGGGAACAGCAAAUCAGAUGAGGAAACAGGCAACAGUGAAGAUGAUGAAGAAGAGUCUACAGGCAUAAAAGACUUGCAUGGAGAGAGAAACCAUUGUAGUGCUAAUACUAUGCCCUUUUCUGCUGCAGCUAUAGAUCAUGAAAUAGAAGUGCUACUUACAGAAUGGAACAAAAAUGCAGACAUGCUUUUUAGUAUUCAUCCUAUGGAUGGUUCUUUAUUAGUAUGGCAUGUAGAUUGGCUGGAUGAGUAUCAACCUGGAAUGUUUCGUCAAGUUCAGAUUUCAUUUGUCUCAAGAAUUCCAGUAGCUUUUCCAACGGGGGACGCUAAUUCUCUUAGCAGAAGCAUUAUCAUGUAUGCAUGCACAAAAAAUGUGGAUCUUGCAAUUCAACAAGGAAAACAAAAGCCACCAGGAAUGAAUCGUUCAUCUUCAAUGUUAAUCUCUUUUGGUCACAGUAAAUCUAGCAGUUUAAAACUAAGCAUUUUUACUCCAAAUGUCCUUAUGAUCUCCAAACAUGCAGAUGGAUCUCUGAAUCAGUGGACUGUCAGUUUUGCUGAGGAAUCUGCCUUUUCAACAGUACUUAGUGUCUCACAUAAAUCACGGUAUUGUGGCCAUCGCUUUCAUCUCAAUGAUUUGGCUUGUCACCCUGUUUUACCUUUGCUUCUCACAACCUCCCACCAUAAUGCACUAAGGACCCCAGAUGUAGAUUUUAUGAAUAUCUGCAAGGGUGUAGACAAUGUGAUGAAACACAACUUGUUUUCAGAACGGCUUACCAGCACAGUAGAAGAUGCAGCAUUCCAAGACCCCAAUGCUAUAUACAGUGAAUUAAUUUUAUGGAGGGUUGACCCAGUAGGACCUUUAUCAUUUUCUGGAGGGGUGUCGGAGCUAGCAAGGAUAAAUUCCCUUCAUGUAUCAGCAUUUUCAAAUGUAGCCUGGCUUCCAACAUUAAUUCCAGCAAGUUGUUUAGGAACUUAUGGAAAAUCGCCUUGUGCCUGUUUUGUGGCAAGUGAUGGUCAUUCUCUGAGACUGUAUCAAGCUGUUACAGAUGCUAAAAAGCUGUUAAGUGAAGUCUCUAAUCCAGAUAUCUCAAAAUUGGUUGGAGAGGUAUUUCACAUUGUAAGCCAGCAGUCCACUGCCAGACCAGGGUGUAUCAUUGAACUUGAAGCUAUCACAGAGCUUUAUGGAUGUGAAACACAGCUUCUUCAUGUGUUUGAAGAAGAUAUUCUAGGAGGCAAUAAAAUAGAAGAAAACAUUGAUCAAGUCGAUGAAACGCAUAAUUUACAUAAAGACACAGAAGAAUGUUUCUCUCAAAGGUUUUAUUUGGUGGUAAUUGAAUUUACCCAAACUUGUCGUUCAUUAUUGCACAUGUGGCUUCUGCAUCUGAAAUCAGCCAAGAUUGUUAUAGCAGAAAGACAAGAAAAAACAGAAAAUGAAUUUUUGAUAAUCCCUCAAGAGGAACCGUGCAAUGUUUCUCCAGAAAAAUCACCGUCCCCACAGUCUCAGGUGUUCAAGGCCUGUAGAGCUAAUUUACAGAAUGCUAGUAGGCUUACAGUCACAUCUGAAAGAGUUUACAGCCAGGAAAUGAAUCUACCUGAUGGAGUGGAAAUUAUUACUGCAACACCCUCAGCAGGACACCUGAGUUCUUCAUCCCUGCACCCAACAGGUCUUUCACCCUAUCUUUUGGCGACUGCCUGUUCAGAUGGGAAAGUUCGAUUUUGGAGAUGCAGAGUGGAUUCUGGACAUUUAAUUUAUGAUAGUGAAAAAUCUGCGAAUAACAUUCCAACAUAUGUAUGGGAGGAAUGGCCACUUCUUGUCGAAGAUGGUUUCCCAAAUAACAGUGAAAUCAGAGUGUUGGGAAGACCAGUGGAAGUUAGCUGUUGUAAUACAAGCCACAUUGCUGUGGCAUACAAAAGUGCCUCUUCCUAUAACACAGCCAGAGACUUUACAAUGCAUGUUGGAAUAUUUGAUUGUGAAUCAACAGGUGGUUCACAGUGGGUUCUGGAACAGACACUUACCCUUGAUGAACAAAGCACAAUUUUAGACCCUAGAAUAAGCAUUGAUAGUAAUUUAACAGUGUACAACAAGCAAGAUGUAUAUUUAAAUGAGAUUUUUCCAGUGCCCACUAAUAAGCAUUUAGUUCAUUUGGACUGGGUGUCACGAGAAGAUGGUUCACAUAUUUUAACUGUUGGUAUUGGCUCCAAACUUCUGAUGUUCGGCCAGAUUUCUAGGCAUAUGCCAGAACAGAAUGCCAAAGAAGCACAUAUGGUUUCUGCCUCUCCUUUGUGGGAAUAUGCAAAAGACCAACCUUAUUCCAAAUUUAUUCUUUUAAGAUCAGUAGAUCUUGUUUCUUCUUUUGAAGGAGCAUUACCUUUACCAGUAUGCCUGUCAUGGGUGAGAGAUGGUAUUCUUGUUGUUGGAAUGGACUGUGAAAUGCAUGUUUAUUCACAAUGGCAACCCCCUUCUAAAUCUGAAUAUUUGAACAUGGAGAUGGACUCUAGCAGCACCCCAUCAUUAACAACAUCAUUGAAACUAGGCCAGAGCAGCACUUUAACCCCACAACCUUCUAAAAGGAGUCUUACAAGAUCAAUGACUAGUCUUGCUCAAAAGCUCAGUGGUAAAAAGACUAUGUAUGACCUUCCUUUUGAGAUGGAGGACUGUGGUCUGUUUGAAGCUGCACAUGAGUUAUUCCCAACUUUGCCUCAGUAUCAUCCAGUGCAGUUAAUGGAGCUGAUGGAUUUGGGAAAAGUUCGUCGUGCUAAAGCUAUUUUAUCUCACUUGGUGAAGUGUAUUGCAGGAGAGGUUGUGGCUCUGAAAGAUAAUAGCACAAAUCAAGAGCGAAGACUUCGGUCACUGACAAUCAGUGCUAGUGGAAGCACUGCAAGAGAUCCAAAGACAUUCAAUAAAACAGAAAAUACAGAUUAUACAGAGAUAGACUCCAUUCCUCCUCUUCCACUAUAUGCUCUUCUAUCAGCAGAUCAGGAAGUAUCUCCUAGGGCUGUUGAAAAGCCAAACAGCAGUGUUUCACAUAAUGGAAAUCAGGAAUCCAAAAAAGAUGAUUAUGAUGAGCUGUUUCAACUUUCUUCUAUUCCUGAUGAGCUUAGUUUUAGUGAUACUGAUGGAACAGACACUAAACCAACUGUUAUUGACCUUUCUCUAUAUAGUCCUACAUAUUUUGGGCCAGAGCACGCUCAAGUUCUGUCUAGUCAUCUCUUACAUUCCAGUUUACCUGGGCUUACACGAAUGGAGCAAAUGUGUUUGAUGGCUUUAGCUGAUACAAUUGCAACCACUAGUACUGAUAUUGGAGAGAGUAGAGACAAGAAUCAAGGCAGAGAAACCCUAGAUGAAUGUGGUUUAAAGUUUCUUUUAGCUAUGCGUCUUCACACCUUCCUGUUGACUUCUCUACCUCCUGCUCACAGAGUGCAACUUACACAUCAAGGACUGUCAACAUGUCAUUUUGCAUGGGCUUUCCAUUCUGAAGCUGAGGAAGAAUUAUUAAACAUGCUUCCUGCAAUGCAGAGAGGGGAUCCUACAUGGGCAGAGCUGAAAGCAAUGGGAGUAGGAUGGUGGGUGAGAAAUAUAAACACUUUACGGAGGUGCAUUGAAAAGGUUGCAAAAUCAGCUUUCCAGAGAAAUAAUGAUCCUUUAGAUGCGGCGGUUUAUUAUCUUGCGAUGAAGAAGAAAGCAGUAGUCUGGGGUCUCUACAGGUCUUUAAAGGAUGUGAAGAUGACUCAGUUUUUCAGCAAUAACUUCAGUGAAGAUAGGUGGAGAAAGGCUGCCUUAAAGAAUGCCUUUUCACUUCUUGGCAAACAGCGCUUUGUACACUCUGUAGCAUUCUUCUUAUUGGCUGGUUCACUAAAAGAUGCAGUUGAGGUUUGCCUUGAGAAAAUGCAUGACAUUCAGCUGGCUCUGGUGAUUUCACGACUCUUUGAGUCAGAUUUUGAAACAUCCUCCACUUACAAAAAUAUACUGAAGAAGCGGAUUUUAGGGUAUGACAGCAAUGAAAGAACAUUUAAAAUGUCCAAGAUGCACCACGAUCCUUUAUUACGAAGUAUGGCUUUUUGGAUACUGGAGGAUUAUAGUAGAGCUCUUGACACAUUGUUAGAAAUGCCAGUACAAGAAGAUCACCAACCACAGGCCACAGGUGCCUUGACAUCCUCCUGUAACCCUAUGGUAUUUAACUUUUACAAUUAUUUGCGAACCCAUCCUCUCUUGUUGCGAAGACAUUUUGCCUCCUCAGAAAAGCUUACAUCAAAGAUGGGACUAACAGUCGAAAGCAAUUUGGCUGACUCUAUUAAUCUUGUUGAGAGGAGACUUUUCUUUACAACUGCUCAUUCACAUUUUAAAGCUGGAUGCCCUAUGCUUGCAUUAGAAGUGUUGUCUAAGAUGCCAAAAGUAGUCCAGAAAAACAAGACACUUUUAGGUGAAAACAUAUCAAUUUUGUCAGACAGUUCUCAAGACCUUUCACUUUCAUUAGAUGUUAAGCAAGAAACAUCUUCAGAUUUUGAUUUGUCUCAGCCAUUUAUAAAUGGUUUUAGAUCUGUUUCUGAUGGUAUAUCUGAUGGGCAUUCAGAUUCUGUUCUUAGCUUUGACUGGAGUCAACCUUCUUUAAUUAUUCCAGAUGAAAAUUUAAACUUAAAAUGGGACACUGAUGAAGAAGAUAUAGAUAAUGAACAAUCUGGCUUGUCAAUGAAAAACAUAAAAACUGAGAACAACAACAUUAUUAAAGAUAAAGCUGAGAUCAGUUCUACCUAUACUGAGUCAUCUAGCACUUUUGAUAUCACCAGCGCUGUAAUCUCUUCUGAUGACAGUAUUGCAGCGCAGUUGAAAUUCAAUGCUUGUCUUAAAAUACUUACCACUGAGCUUCGAACACUAUCUACUGGUUAUGAAGUAGAGGGUGGCAAGUUAAGAUACCAGCUGUAUCACUGGUUAGAAAGAGAGGUCGCAGCUUUACAAAAAGUGUGCAAUUAUAAUUUGGAUAUGGACUAUUCUGGUAGCAUUAAUGUAACAAAAGCAGAUGAUAUUCUGUCUUCUGGAAAAUCAAUGGAAUCAAUAAAUAAUCAGCAAAAUGCUGUACGCUACAAGGAGUACCUUCAAAGUAGACAUCAGUGGCUUGUAAAGAACCAGUCUCUUCUAAGGAUGUUUCUUAGUUAUUGCAGUCUCCAUGGCUCUCAUGGUGGAGGUCUUGCAUCAGUCAGAAUGGAAUUAAUUUUACUAUUACAAGAAUCUCAGCAGGACAAUGCAAAACAAACGCCUAUAAGUCCUGAACAACACCAAAACUGUGUGCCUUUCCUUUUAGCAUGUACUGCAAGUGCAAAAACAGUUGUAACUAAUCCUGUGGUAUAUCUGACAAACCUAACCCAUGACAUUCUGCAUACUCUAAUAGACCUAGACUCACCUCCACACCCGGACAUCAAAAAUAACAAGAUCCAUGUAAUGCAUACCUUGGCAGCAUCACUUUCAGCCUGCAUCUAUCAGUGUCUUUGCAAUAGCCAAAGCUACAGUACCUCCCAUAUAAGCCAGUUUACUGGAUUUGUGUAUCAGAGUUUUUUGAUGUCAAAUCUUCAGUCUAUACGAACUGAAAGUUUAGAUGAAGCAGUUACAACAAAUACAGCACCAUCACUGUGGCCAGGUGUAGGAUCACUGAUACAUCUUCUAAAUUCAGCAGGAGAAGAGGACCAACCUCGGUUGACAGUGCUGCUUUGUGAGAUUUUGACUGCAGUCUUUCUGAGUUUGUUUGCUCAUGGUCUAGCUACACAUUCUAGUAAUGAACUUUUUCGAAUCAUGGCUCAUCCACUAAAUAGUAUGAUGUGGACAGCUGUGUUUGGUGGUGGAGCUCAAAUACCUAUUAAAGAUGACACCCAAACAAAAAAAACAACAGGAAGACAUCUUUCUAUCCCUAGUCCUCAUCAGGUAGUAGUGUUCUCCAUGGAAUGUGUGGGGUUUUCUAAAGCCCUUGUUACCACCAGUACACAUACCACAACAGUUCCAGCAGAUCCUUCUGUUAAUGAUGGAACAGAAAAGCAUCACAGACAUUUUAAACUGUUAUCCACCAAAGGUUCAAGCAAAGAAAAUGCGACUCCCUUACCAGAUGUUGAGCAGGAAAAUCUGACAUAUAGCGAGAAAUUCAUUCCUCCUGAGCUUAGUAUCUGGGAUUACUUUAUAGCUAAGCCAUUUCUACCACCGUCAGAGACCAAAGUAGACUAUGAUUCAGAAGAAAGUCAGGAAAGUGAAGAUGAGGAAGAUUAUGAUUCUGCCACAGAUUCUCAACUUCAGGAGCACUCUAAUCCUAAUUCAUAUAGCUGGUCACUGAUGCGUUUGGCAAUGGUGCAGUUGGUUCUUUACAACUUGAAGACUUUGUAUCCAAUGGCAGGCCAUGAUCUAUCAGAGUUACCGGUUGUUUCUCCUCUUUGCCAUUCCAUUCUUAAGACUUUGCAAAGGUGGGAGCAGGUACUUCUUAAACGACUAGAGAUUUUUGGUGGUCCACCCUCUGAAUAUAUUUUAACAAACUCUUUGGAAGACACAGUGUCAUCUGGACCUGCUCUUCUGCGUCACAAGGCAUUGUUGGAACCAGCAAACACCCCUUUCCGGUCAAAGUAUCAUUCAGCACUUUCCGUGAAAAGGCUAUGGCAAUACCUUGUUAAACAGGAAGAGAUACAGGAAACAUUUAUCCGAAACAUAUUUGAUAAAAAAAUAUGUCAGACUGAGAUGGAAGCAGACCAGGGACACCCUGGAGGAAAGGCAAGGAUUAUCCAUAAAGAAACUGAUAUUAUAACUGCAUUUGCUAUUAAUAAGGCAAAUCGCAAUUGCAUAGCAGUUGCUUCAGCACAUGACAUUCAAGAGCUUGAUAUUUCUGCAAUUUUGGCUACCCAGAUUUUAACGUGGGCUGAUGAUGAAGUAGAUAUGGAAAAUAAAACAAAUGAUGAUUUCUUGGUUAUUCAUGCCCGUGAAGAUUAUGCGUCUGUGCAGGGCACUACUCCAUAUACUCCUAGUAGUCCUGGGACACCAAUUAACAUGCCUUGGUUGGGAAGCAUGCAGACAGGAAGAGGAGCAUCAGUUUCAUUCAUUGUUCAGGAAAAUACAGCUAAAUUAAAUGGAAUCAGAAAGGAUUUGACAAAAAAGGAGAUGAUUAAAAGAAAUAUAAACAAUGCUAGAAGGAUGACAUCCCAUCCAACCUUACCUUAUUAUUUAACAGGAGCUCAGGAUGGUAGUGUUCGGAUGUUUGAAUGGGGUCACUCCCAACAGAUCAUUUGUUUCCGGCCUCCUGGAAAUUCAAGAGUUACAAGGUUAAGAUUUAAUUAUCAGGGUAACAAGUUUGGCAUUGUGGAUGCAGAUGGAUAUCUUAGCCUUUGGCAGACAAAUACAGUAGGCCCACCAAAGCCGUAUUUAACAUUACAAUGCCACAAUAAGACUGCAAAUGACUUUAUUUUUGUGGGAUCAUCAUCUUUAUUGGCAACAGCUGGACAGUCUAGUGAUAACAGGAAUAUUUGUGUAUGGGAUACUCUGGUGACACCAGCCAGUAGCUUAUUACAUGCCUUUACUUGUCAUGACAGUGGGGCUACUGUGCUCACAUAUGCUCCAAAGAAUCAGCUGUUGAUAUCUGGAGGAAGAAAAGGGUUUAUCUGUAUAUUUGAUUUGCGCCUAAGACAGCUCCAAAAAACAUUCCAGGCUCAUGAUUCACCAGUCAAGGCUGUUGCUGUAGAUCCAACUGAAGAACACUUUAUAACUGGAUCUGCAGAGGGUAAUAUGAAGGUUUGGAGUAUGUCUACAUGUACACUAAUCCACAAUUUCCUCAAUGAACAUGCUCGGCAAUCUAUCUUCAGAAACAUUGGAACUGGAGUGAUGCAGAUAGAGGCUGGUCCAACAAGUCACAUUUUCUCUUGUGGAGCUGAUGGCACGUUGAAAAUGAGGAUCCUACCAGACCACUUUAGCAUUAUAAAUGAUGUCUGGAAGAAUAAUGUGAAAUUUAUUAUUUAAUUUGAUUGAUGAAAUGGAAAUCUGGGAGAUGUAGAAAUUUUCUUGAAGCACUGAUGCCUUAAAUCAGUUGAUGAUGAUAAUCAUUAUUAUAUAACUGUUUAAGCUUUAAAAUAACUUUUUUGCUGCUGAUUUAAUUUAUUUAUUUAAAAUGAGAUCAAGAAAUAGGCAACUUAAUUAAAUGCAUUCAAAUGUAAGUUAUUAAAUCUGUUUGAAGAUUAAAUUUAACAGAGAGCUGCGUAUUUGUCUUAUUUUAAUGGACUUUCUGUGACUUUAUGAAAUAUCAGUUAAAAAAAAUGAGUCCAUCAUUGAUGUCAGAUCCCAGUGUCUAGUAAUGGUGUGUACGCACUUCUAUUUAAACAUCUAGAGUUUACUAUUAUGAUUUGUUGUCAGCUUUGAUUGUGGCACUAUUAGAUUAUUAUUUGUCUUUUUAUAAAGCUUGAGAUACCUUGCAGAAAUGUUGAUUAUGAUGGAUUAUUUAAAGAUAUAAGAUGGUAGAAGACUGUAUCUUUGAGAACAAAUGAAAAAUAUAAAGAGCAAAGUUAAAGGAAGAAAAUAUAUGAACUGAAUAAGAGGAGGCAUGUGAAACAGUUUUAAAGUGAGCCUUAUAACUAACUGGUCUGUUUUUAGUACAAUUAUAUUUAUUUAUAAUGAAAAUUAUGUUUUUUAUUAUUUUAAUUUAGUUUAAGAUUUCCACUGAACAUUCUGUUUUGGAAGUUUGAAUUUAAAAAAGAAUAUAAUAUAAAUAUUGUUAAUAUAUUAGAAGAGGUUUGUUUGUGUGCCAAUACAGUCCCACAGAUUUUUAGCCAAGAGGAAUUUAGCCUGUGAAUAUUAUUCAUUAUGACUUCACUAUAUUUUCUUUUCAUUUAUUCUAGCACAGUGUAAAUAAAUUACAAAUCUAUCUAUAAUAUAUAUAAAAAGUCAAUACAUUUUUAAAGAAUUAUUUUAACAUUUUGUGAUAUUAUUAACACUGCAAAAUGUACUGGUUACACAUGUAAAAUUUAAGUGUAUUUUUGUGCUCAUGUUUUAUUUGAAAGUAAUUCAUUAUUUGUGCUUUUAAACAACAUUGAGAAGCUUCAUUUUUUGAUCCCCAUGUUGGUUUAGUUUGCUUCUUGUAUAAACCACUUUUUUGCUGCCAGUAUAUUUUUACUUUGUUCUUCUUAUCUAGAUCAGUCAGUUUCCCAAUUUAAUAAGUUUAUAUGUAAAAGGUGCAGUAUAUCAUGUAUAGCAUAUAGUUUUGGCUAGACAAUGCACUGUUGAAAGCUUUAUUAUAUAAUUAAACAAAUGAACUUAUGAGCAAAAUAAUCGAAGUAUUUAAUAUGAUAUAUUGAAAUUAAUGUUCAAUGAGCAGAUUUUUUGAAAGUAGAAACUUAUAUUUGUAAUAUUUAAAAGGAAACACAAGGUAGAUAGGUAGGUAGAAAUGAUAAUUGUUACAAAGGGCUUGCUUAUGAACCUCAGGCUUUUAGGCUUCUUGUAAAUCCCACUUAAAAAUAAGUUUAAUUUGUAUAUUUAAUAGCUUACAAAUAUUAUAGCUAACAUUAAAGUUUGUAUGGGAGUAAAAUAAAAAAAUAGUGUUUAUUCAUAUAUGCUAAGAUUACAAUAUUUAAAAUAAGAGUCUUUUAUAAAGAAUUUGUUUUUGCAGUUAAUAUGGUAUGAACAUAUAUUAAAAUAAGUUGUAACAGUAUAUAAAAUAUUUGUGAACCUACUUUCUUCUCUUGAUUGAUUUGUACAAAUAUAUAGGAUAAGAGCUUUAUAGAGUGAUGCUAUAAAAUUCUGAAAAGGUGCUGAACCAUAGCAUUAAACUAUUGUAGAAUACUUUAGUUUUUCAUUUUAAUAGUGCAAUGUUGUAAAUGCUAGAUAUGUACAAAAUUUGAAAUCACAUCCAUUUAAAUAAACAGUUAACAGAUUUGUUAUUUUUAAA
Messenger RNA from Erpetoichthys calabaricus (reedfish), 11502 nucleotides. Its product is annotated as Dmx-like 1. Bases 306 to 9584 code for a protein of 3092 amino acids. Gene Ontology annotation, biological process: vacuolar acidification. Gene Ontology annotation, molecular function: protein binding. The transcript has 46 exons. Gene Ontology annotation, cellular component: RAVE complex. The record is from RefSeq and is a predicted model, not a curated record. Lineage: Eukaryota; Metazoa; Chordata; Cladistia; Polypteriformes; Polypteridae.